AUGUUGGCGGCUCGAGGAUUUAUUUUGUUUGUGUCUCUUGUCACGGCUUUAUGUGAAGAAGAAGCCUUCCUCACCCCAUGCGACAUCACGGAUACAGAAUGUUUACGGAAGUCAACGCAAAAGUUUCUAGCGAAAACGGCAAACGGAGUGCCCGAAUAUGACAUAAGGGCCAUUGACCCUAUGCACUUGGCCUCAGUUGACUAUUUGCUCAGUGAGGAAUAUGGCGUCUGGAAUCAUUUAUCGAACUUAACCAUAAUCGGAUUGAAAAAUCAAGAAUUGUCUAAAUUCAGUUUAGAUACUAAAACAAAGGCCGUGGAAUUGCAAACAAAAUUAGACCUCAUUAUUACUGGAGACAUAACGGUUGAGGUAAAGAAACGCGGGAAAUCAUUUUCCGGCUCGAUUUUAAUUAGAGGAAGUGCAUUGGGCACAGCUUAUUACAACUAUGAUUUUAAAACUGAUGCCAAUGGUGUGACGCACUUCGAAGUAAGCCCUGAAACCAUCUCCUGCCAACCCAUUAAUGAAGCGGUAAUUAAAUUAGGCCCGGAACUUCUAGAAUCUCUAAGAACAGAUCCGGAUAUUCAACCAGAGAGGGAAAAAAUAAAGUCGAAUUCUGCUGACAAGGGUAAUAGCCUGGUCUGUGCGAUUGUCGAAAAGGCAUAUGUGACAGUAGUACAUAACAUACGAGCCUCUGCUAAAAUACUGCCCAAAGACGCAUUCUUGAAGGGCGUGUGA
This is a messenger RNA of Pieris macdunnoughi, 732 nucleotides long. The record is from the annotation of a GenBank genome assembly. NCBI's taxonomy places the organism in Eukaryota, Metazoa, Arthropoda, Insecta, Lepidoptera, Pieridae.